GUGGAAACGCUGUGGCCUCCCAGUGUGAUCUCUUGGGAUUAACGCAUUGUUAAAAACUAGAUUUGUGUUUAGCAUCUUCUGCAAAUUAGGCCACGGCCCUACAUGGGAGUCCUCUGGAUUGUGAGCAGAGACAUCUCCAAAGAGAAGAAUGUCAGAUGCAGAGGAAAACCCACUGGAAGAAACAGAAGAAUAUGGAGAAAUAGAAAUGGAAGAAGGAGAAGAAGAAGAAGAAGAAGAAGAAGAAGAAGAAGAAGAAGAAGAAGAAAAAUAUCCAAAUGAUGAAGGGCUAGAAAAUAUGCAACAGGAAUUAAAAGAAGAUAACACAUUAGCGUGGAGAGGGUCUCAGGAGGAGGGGGAAGCGGAGGGAGAGGGAGCGGAGGGGAAAGAAGAGGGGGAAGAAUUUGGGAAGGAGGAGGCAGCAGGAGCACAGGAAGAAACCACAGUGAAGCCCCAAGAAAUCACCAAGUCCAUGAUCAGUUUGGAGAGACUUACACCAACUGAUUCCCAAUCAAUCUUGUCAGGAACACUCCCAAAAACCUAUAGUGGUAGAGAGUCAAAGCAUUCAUUACAAUCAGAGCUUUUGGAAACAUUCGAACUUCCAAGCAUGGCCUCGCAAUUAGAGUUUCUUGAUUUGGAUCUAACCACUUCUGCGGGACAACAGCUUAGUUCCCCUGAAAAGCAGCCUUCGGGCGAGCUUGCAGAGAGAACCGACCAGAGGCCCCAAGAUGAAUUGGGACAAGAAAAGAGACACUUGGAACCAGAAAGGGGAGACUUGGAGCCAGAAAAGAGAGAAGGGAGAAAAGAAACAAGAGUAUUAUACGUAAAUGAGAAAAAAGAAAAAGAAUUCCAGCCCAAAGCAAGGAUCCCUAAGGGGUCACUGGUCUCCACUGCCACCGAGGACAUUUUGUUCCAAAAGGAUGACGGUGCCAACGUGUAUCCCUUGGCCAUGACCUGGUCGUUCGGAUGGAACAGCUCCCUUCCUGUUUACUACAUUCAAGAUGAAAACCAGAGAGUUCUUCUGUAUGCCAGUGCUCACACUGCGGUCAUCUACAAUGUCUUUAAGAAUAACCAGCACCAUCUUCAGGGCCACCCCAACGUCAUCUCCUGCCUCUGCAUCAGUGAAGACAGGCGCUGGGUCGCCACGGCUGACAAAGGGCCCGAAUGCCUGAUAAUCAUAUGGGACUGCUUCACGGGCAUUCCUGUGCACACGAUAUUCGACAGCUGCCCAGAAGGUGGCGGCAUCAGGGCCAUGGCCAUCACCCACGAUGCCAAGUACCUGGCGACCAUCUCAGACGCUGAGAUCCAGAAAGUUUGCAUCUGGAGGUGGACUUUAGCGGUGGAAACACCGGCCUGCACUCUUAACCUUCCCAAAGAGUAUGGUUUUCAGAGCUACCUUACUUUUAAUCCAACAAAUAAUAAAGAAUUGGUGAGCAAUAGUAAAACACAAGCAAUAUAUUAUAAGUGGUAUGAAGAGGGAGAUAUACUUGUUCACAGUGCCCCACUUUUAACAGAAAAAACAUUCAACAAGCUCGUGGGAAAAUUUAGCCAGUCAGUCUUUCAUUUGAAUUUAACCCAAAUACUGUCAGCGACAAUGGAAGGGAAGCUGGUUGUCUGGGACAUUUACCGCCCACCACGGUCUGCCUCCACCUCUUUGGGCUUUCCCCACAUCACACCUUGUAAACUGGUUCAUUUGCAGAAGGAGGGUAUCACUGUGCUUACUACAGUUGACAGCUAUGUUGUCACAGGUGACAUUCGGGGUAACAUCAAGUUCUACGAUCACACCCUGUCCAUUGUGAACUGGUACAGCCACUUCAAACUGAGCUCCAUAAGAAGCCUGUCCUUCUCAAAAACCCCGGCAACUCCUCCGACUGAAAAUACAAACUAUCCUCCAGACUACACUUUAAAAGGUGACCUUUUUAUUGUAAGGAAUUUUAUCAUUGGAACGUCGGAUGCGUCAGUGUACCACUUAACAGCAGAUGGGACCAAACUUGAGAAGUUAUUUGUAGAGCCCAAGGAUGCCAUUUGUGCCAUCUCCUGCCACCCGUACCAACCCCUCAUUGCCAUCGGGAGUUUCUGUGGGAUGAUCAAAGUGUGGGAUUAUGAACAGAAAAAAUACCUCUUCAGCAGGAUCUUUGAGAAGGGGCUUGGAGUCCAGAGUCUGACCUACAACCCCGAAGGAGCUCUCCUCGGAGCUGGCUUCACAGAAGGGACCGUUUACAUUCUUGAUGCAAUGUCCUUAGAAAGUGAAACCCCAGAGCCUUUCAAAUAUUCCAGAACCAGUGUGACUCACGUCAGCUUCUCCCAUGACUCCCAGUAUAUGGCGACCGCUGAUGUAAGUUUCACCGUGGCCGUUUACGUGGUGAGAGUCAAAAAUGGACGAAGGGUCUGGGAGUAUUUGGCAAGACUUCGUUCUCAUCGCAAGAGCAUUCGAAGUGUCCUGUUCGGGGUUCAUCUGGACAGCAAUGAGCCGAGACUGCUGAGCCUCGGGAGAGACAGACUCUUGAUCGAGUAUAAUCUACUCAAGAGCUACAAAGACCACCUGGAAGUCCUGGACAUUCAGCGAACCGACCAGGGCAGCUACCCCACCUGUAUGGUCUGGUACCCGCCACUUACCAAGGAGCUCUUCCUGCUCAUUUGCAACAGUGGCUACAAAGUGAAGCUUUUCAAUUCAACCACAAAAAUGUGCAGAAAGACACUCCUCGGGCCAGUUUACGGAUCUCCCAUUGAGCAGAUACAAAUCCUCCCAGUGAAAACCCCUCUGGAACUUCAGAAGCGCUACAUGGUGUUUAUUAACAGGGACAAGGUUGGACUUCAGAUCUUACCAGUUGAUGGCAACCCACAUAAGACAUCUGCUCUUAUAUGCCACCCCAGCGGGGCGGCUGGAAUGGACGUUUCCUAUGACGGCCGCUACACCUUCACAGCAGGAGGGCAGGACCGGUCGGUGGUGCAGUGGGAAAUCAAUUUAAGUGCCCUGGAGGCAGCAGUUUCUCUUGGGGGCGAAGACCUGACCCCAUUCUAUGGUCUGGUGUCUGGUGGCAGGGAAGGAAAAUUCUACAGGGAGCUGGAAGACUAUUUUUACUAUUCUCAGCUCCGUAGUCAAGGUAUUGAUACAAUGGAGACCAGAAAGGUGUCGGAACACAUCUGCCUGUCGGAGCUUCCUUUUGUCAUGAGAGCAAUUGGCUUUUACCCAUCGGAAGAGAAGAUUGAAGAUAUGUUUAAUGAAAUCAGAUUUAGUGAGUAUGUGGACACUGGAAAACUAAUUGACAAAAUCAACCUACCGGAUUUCUUCAAAGUUUACCUUAAUCACAGACCACCCUUCGGUAACACCAUGAGUGGCAUCCAGCGGAGCUUUGACAUUCUUGGUUUUACCAAUUCAAAGGGAAAGAAAGCUAUUCGAAGAGAGGAUUUUCUGAAACUGCUUCAAACCAAAGGUGAGCACAUGACGGAAGAGGAGAUGUCUGACUGCUUCGCUACACUGUUCGGACUGAAUCCUGAGGGCUGGAAAUCCGAGCCCGCAGCCUCUUCUGUCAAAGGUUCAGAAAUUUGCUUUGAAGAAGAACUUCCAGACGAAAUCACUGCAGAAAUAUUCACGACUCAAAUUCUUGGCCUAACCAUUUCCCAAGAUUCUGGACAAGAUCCUACGAAAGAUCUGUGUCCUAAAGCCAUGGCUGCCCUAGACCCUGGGGUUUUUGGCCUGACCACGUUCUUGAGAGAUCUGGAUGACAGAGGUUCCCCUGCAGGCAGUGGCUCAAAACUGACUAUAAUAAACAGACACAGGACACUGGGACUGAACAAGAGAGCAUCAGGUGUAGGCGCUGUCUAAAGUGCUGGCCGCCACCCAGCUUCUCCUCCGUGUGCAUCUGAUUGCUUCGGAGAUGGACUUCAUCCAUCCAUUCAUUCAUGAAUUCAGCAAAGAGUGAGUGUGCGCCAGCACUGCGGUAGGGCUGGGGGUACAGGGGUGGACAAGACGGGCAUGGCCCUUGUCUUCGGGGAUCUCUGAUUAAACAAACACAUAACUAUGCCGUUGCAAGCUGCGGUCAUAGAGGAAGAGCCAGGGGCCUAUGAGGUAGAAUAUCAUGAGGGAAAUGUGCUUUAGUUGUGAUCAGGGCCGGUCUCUCCGAAGAUGAGGCUUGUAAGUUAAGAGACAGUCAUGGAAAGAGUGGGGAGAACCUUCCAGACCGAGGGGACAGUGCCACCAAGGCCAGAGCAUUCAGUGAACCAGAGGUUUGUGUGGUCAGACCCUAGAGAGGGACGUAGGCUCAAGGUGGGGUCCUCAGGAGUCUAGAACGACCUCUGGCAUUCCUUCAGCACUGCCAUCGCAUGGUGCUUCCUCUCGAGUCCGAACAGGAAUGUUUUCACAUGGGCGAUGGGCAGGAGGAAUGGAGGGAGGCCAAGUCUUCAAGAAGAUGAUCUGGCCUUUCUCAUUCCUUCACUUUCAAAGAGUCUUGAUAUAGGACUUCCCUGGUGGUGCAGUGGUUAAGAAUCCACCUGCCAAUGCAGGGGACACGGGUUCGAGCCCCGGUCCGGGAAGACCCCCACAUGCCGCAGAGCAACUAAGCCCGUGCGCCACAACUCCUGAAGCUCGCACGCCUAGAGCCCAUGCUCUGCAACAAGAGAAGCCACCGCAGUGAGAAGCCCCGCACCACAGCAAAGAGUAGCCCCUGCUCGCCUCAAGUAGAGAAAGCCCGUAUGCAGCAACAAAGACCCAAUGCAGCCAAAAAUAGAUACAUAAAUAAAAUUAAAAAAUUAAUUACAAAACCUUGGAGAAGCUUUUAAAAACAAAACAAAACAAAGAGUCUUGAUAUGGGGUAUGCUGCCGCUCAGAGGAUCCCAGGAAAGACCAUAAAUAAGUCUUGUGAGGAACCAGCCCUGAAGCUGGUGUGUUCUCUCACUUGACACUGGACAAAGGUGGGAAAGCUCCCAGUGGGUUUCAGCCCCGUAAACCUUAAACCCUGAGUCGGCAUCAAUACAGCCUUCUUAGUUUUCCAGGGAUUUCGACAUUUUAAAAGAUGUAACCACAAUUUUCUCCGUGAUCUUGUUGUCCCUUUGUGCACAACCAUGUUUAACUACACAGUCCCCUGAGUUGCUGGUGGUAUCCCAAAGGCAGCCAGGUGUACAGCGAAGCUUCACCAGAGCUAGCCGCUUACCCCUCCCUCAGUGUGCUGUCCGUCACCUCUGCCUUUCACAAGGAUAGAUGAGAGAAUAGCAGUAACUUGUGCCAGAUCCUCUAACAGUGACCUCAGUUGAACUCUGUGUGCCCUGGUGCUAAGGCCUAAGAUAAAAUGUGGCGGGAAGCAUGUUUCUUUCCCUUUAGAAGGUUAUAUUGUAGCGAGGGAAACAGACCUGUCAAUAAUAAUACAGUAUUUUGUGAUAUGACAUAGGGGCGUCCAGAGCAGAUGGGGCAGGAAGGAGGAGGCGAUCAGGGCGGGUGGAGGAGACAUUACAUAAAUGAGGCGCCCUAAGCCCAUCUGAGCAGUGCCGGGGAGCAGUGGCAGGAGAGCAGCCCAGAGAAGUCAGUGAUCACAUUAUAGCUGGCCUUGUGUGCUGAAUCAGGGAGGUUAGGCUUGAUAUGAAAGGGAAGGGGGAGAAGUGGAUCAAACUUGGAUCUCAGAGGCGUAGGGCUGGGUGAUGGGCAAGAGGGAUUGGCUGGGGAAAGGGCCCACGGCGAGGGGAUUGUUAUAGUAGUUUGGGGAGAAGUGAAAGAUUGCAACAAGAGAAAAGACAUUCAGGAAGGAUAAAUAAGUAUACAGACUGAGGGGCAGCUUAAAUAGGGUAUCAGCCAUGAUCUUUGGUUUGGAGCAAUAGAAAUUGGCUCUGGUUAGCUUCAGGGGAAAAGGGACCUUAUGUGAAGACUAUCAGGUAACUCAUAGGCUCAAUGGAGCGACUGAAGAAGCAAGCUCUGAAAAUGACCAGGAACCAACAGCAGCCAGGAUGCCAAUGGCGCUGCCACCACUGGGAGCUCAGCGCCUCCGAUACUUAGGCUCUCCAAGGGCCACUUCUGCUGGAAGUCAUUUCUCCGCUGCCCCUGCACACCCUCAGACAUCAAAGUCAAAAUCAAAACCACAAUGAGAUACCGCUUCACCGCCACAAGACUAAUAUGAAAAAGACAGAUGAUAACAAGUGUGGGUGAGGAUGUGGAGAAACUGGAACCCUUGUACGUUGCUGGUGGGAAUGUAAGAUGGUGCAGCUGCUUUGGAAAACAGUCUGGCAGUUUUUCAACAUGUUAAGUACAGAGUUACCAUAUGACCCAGCAAUUCCCCUGCUGGGUAUGUAGCCAAGAGAAAUGAAAAUAUACAUCUGCACAAAAACCUGUAUACUUAUCAUCAUAGCAACGUUAUUCAUAAUAGCCAAAAAGUGGAAACAACCCAAUGUCCAUCAAUGAAUGAAUGGAUGAAUAAAAUGUGGUAAAUCCAUGUAAUGGAAUAUCAUUCAGCCAUAAAAAGAAUGAAGUAUUAAUACAUGGGAUGAACCUUGAAAAUAUGCUAAAUAAAAGAAGCUAGGGGGCUUCCCUGGUGGCGCAGU
Globicephala melas (long-finned pilot whale) is the source of this 6522-nucleotide messenger RNA. It is a transcript of the gene CFAP251, whose product is annotated as cilia and flagella associated protein 251. Lineage: Eukaryota; Metazoa; Chordata; Mammalia; Artiodactyla; Delphinidae. Gene Ontology annotation, cellular component: sperm flagellum. The record is from RefSeq and is a predicted model, not a curated record. Gene Ontology annotation, molecular function: protein binding.